GUUACGAAUCCGUAGGUUUUUCGAACACGCACCCUGAGAGAAUUGGUUUCAUCCCCGUACCGUCGAGUGCUCGAUGAAAUUUCGGCGCAUAAAGUGGCUGGAAUUGAAAGUGGUGGUUCGGCAUCGAUAAACGCUGUGGUCGUGGUGACUUCCUUCGCGUUACGCGUAGGCGCAACGAACACGUCUCGGUUAUAUUUCGCGCCCAAACAUAUUACGCUAACGCAAGACAAACUUGUUGCAGAUUAAUGUCAGGCAUUGCGAUUGCUAGGCUCGCGGAAGAGCGUAAAGCAUGGAGGAAAGAUCAUCCUUUCGGAUUUGUGGCACGGCCGGUAAAAAAUCCAGAUGGUACUCUUAAUUUGAUGAGUUGGGAAUGUGCGAUACCGGGAAAGAAAUCCACACCAUGGGAAGGUGGGUUAUACAAGUUGCGUAUGAUUUUCAAGGAUGAUUAUCCUUCCAGCCCACCGAAAUGUAAAUUCGAACCUCCCUUGUUCCAUCCCAAUGUCUACCCUUCAGGAACAGUGUGUUUGUCACUUCUGGACGAAGAAAAAGAUUGGAGGCCUGCAAUUACUAUAAAGCAGAUCCUACUUGGUAUACAAGAUUUGUUGAACGAACCUAACGUGAAAGAUCCUGCUCAAGCAGAAGCUUAUACAAUAUACUGUCAGAAUCGUUUGGAGUAUGAAAAGCGUGUCAGGGCCCAAGCUAGGGCAAUGGCACCGCAGGAAUAAAUGCAAAGUCCUAUGGAUUCAAAUAUUCCAAUUAUAUAACGAAGUUAAUGUAUAUCUAUAGUAUGUAUUCUAAUAAUAAUCUACAUUUCUUAUCUUUUUUAUAAGUGAAACUAGCAUAUGAUGUAUGUAGCUGUUAUCUGCAUUUUCGUUAUUUGCCGCAAAAUUCGUGUAUGCCCAUAGAAAAAUCCUGUUCUACUGAGAUGUAACAUUAACUAAGGUUGAUCAGAAAAAUGAAAUUCAAAAGAAAAUUGUAUCGUAUUAAAUUCGUACAAUAUAUCUUCACGAUUUGGUGUCGAGCAUUUCUUUUUACGUUAAACACUAAUUUAUAUGAGAAUUAGUAGCGCUUAGCGACGGUACGUUGUAUGAGGUGAAUUUGAAAUUGAUCGCGUGAAGAUAUAUGGAGUGUAGUUGCAGAACAUCCGUUUUCUCAACAAGUUUGUAAGCAGUUAGUAUCCUCGGGAAAGUGUAUUUAAAAAACUUUUAAGAGUUGUAAAAAUCGAAAAAAUAAAGUAUUCCAGUUCAUCUCAA
Ceratina calcarata is the source of this 1253-nucleotide messenger RNA. It is a transcript of the gene lwr, whose product is annotated as ubiquitin conjugating enzyme lesswright. The transcript has 4 exons. Lineage: Eukaryota; Metazoa; Arthropoda; Insecta; Hymenoptera; Apidae. The record is from RefSeq and is a predicted model, not a curated record. The coding region runs from base 246 to 725 and encodes 159 amino acids.